Molecule: messenger RNA, 1063 nt
Organism: Chara braunii
Lineage: Eukaryota; Viridiplantae; Streptophyta; Charophyceae; Charales; Characeae
Source: the annotation of a GenBank genome assembly
CUGAUAUGCCCUGAAGUGGCCCUCAGGCCACACACACAGUUUGCGACCCCGGUUUGAGGCCGCACAGGCCACCGAGAGAAGUUCCCUUGUUGACCCAGGGCCUGUGCGCCUGACAUUUGACUUUGGUCAACUGCCCAGCGGGCCAAGAGUCAAAGUCUGUAUGUACCCAGCCCAGGCCGUCGGUCAGACACACGCACUUGUUGGUAUGCAGGUACCAAGACAGCAACAGGACCAAGUGAAAGUCUGCUACUGUACGCAAUCGAGGCCCUCGGCUGGGAGUCAAUCUGGGCUACCGUGGGUGGGAGACCUGAGGCAGGCUGGACGCUGGCUAAGCGCUGGCACUGUGGACGACGAUGCGGGACUGAGGCAGCACGCUGACGCCUUCUCUGCUGAGCGCCAGCCUAUGCUGAUGUGGCGCAUGCCACCUGUCUUCAUUGCUGAUGUGGUGCAUGUCACCUGUCUUCAUUGCUGAUGUGGUGCAUGUCACCUGUCUUCAUUGCUACUGUGGCGCAGGCCACCUGUCUUCAUUACUGAUGUGGCGCAUGCCAUUUGUCUUCAGUGCUGAUGUGGCAUUCGCCACGCUGUCUACACUGGGUGAUUGGACGCGACAAGGAGGGAGAUUGGGAACUGUGGAUGAUUGAUUGGGAUCUGGAUACUUACCUGAGGUUGACGUCGAUACUGUGCGCUGCUGAUUGUCUCCAUCAUCUUCACGAGGGAACAGUGCCACGUGGCACCUCAAUGUGAUCAGGAACUUUCAGGCUCGUUAUUGGAUACUGUUUGAUGACGUGGAGGCGAGGGGAAGCCUGGAGAAGGAGUAGGGAAUGUUGGGCUAUCCUCUUGAUGGUCAUUGAUAUUAUUAUCUCUUCCACCCUCUAAACUGUCUAUUCCCCCUCACCUCUCUUCGUCCUCUGGAAACGAGACAUUGUAUCAGAUAUCACAUUCAUGAUUAUUGGAGACGUUGAUCUGAGUUGAGUUACUCGGUACUUCGACAUUUGGCGAGUAUCUUUCAGUCUGGGUUCAUUGCAGUAGCCAAUAGUGAUUUUACGUCCUUCAGGCCCCCCGA